Messenger RNA from Mirounga angustirostris (Northern elephant seal), 4634 nucleotides. RefSeq names its product cyclin dependent kinase like 1 (gene CDKL1). Gene Ontology annotation, biological process: protein phosphorylation. Bases 1158 to 2219 code for a protein of 353 amino acids. The record is from RefSeq and is a predicted model, not a curated record. Gene Ontology annotation, molecular function: ATP binding; protein serine/threonine kinase activity. The transcript has 11 exons. Gene Ontology annotation, cellular component: nucleus. Lineage: Eukaryota; Metazoa; Chordata; Mammalia; Carnivora; Phocidae.
ACAGAGCCCAGACACAGCGCUCAAUCUUAUGAUCUUGAGAUCAUGACCUGAGCCAAAAUCAAGAUUCGGACCCUUAAUCCACUGAGCCACACAGGCGCCCCUGCAAUAAGUAUUUAAAGGGAAAAACACACACAAAAUAACUAAGGUUAUGUUAAUUAGGGAUGAAAAUACUUUAUUUCACCGUUGGCUAGGCUCACAGAUAAAGUCAAGGAUGAUAGACCCUUAUUUAAUUUACAGUUAUUUUCCCAUAUUUACAUUAAUUCACCAGUCUCCAGAUAAGGGGAACAGUUACUUCCAUGUUUAGCAGUGAUCUGUCACUUUAGGUUGUUCACAGAUGGUCCUCGUUGUCACCAUUCCCUGUGGCACCUCCAAAGCACGGGCUUUGCAAAUAGGUGCAGUUGGGUUUGAAACCUGGCUCUCCAGCCCUGGAGAGCUGGAUGGCUUGUCUACUCUGAUCAACCUCUCCGAGGCUCAGCUUCUUCUUUUAUAAAAUGGGGCUGUUAAUAACUCCAACCAGUUAAUAUAUCCAACCAUGUAGGAUUGUUAUAAAGAUUCAAGAUAAUGUGGUUAUUGAGCCUGAAACAUAAGUGUCCCUAAAUGGUAGUUAUUAACUAUUCUCUGUGUGUGCCCAUGGAAUGAUUUCCUUUCCAAACCCACUUAAAGCAGGGAAAGUGAAUUCAAGUAUUUCCUCAAGCAGCUGUAUAGUGUCAUUUUAAGAUCACGGUGACUCAACUCCCUUUUCCAUAAGGAAAUAGAAUUGGAAAAAAAAAAAGAAAAAGCUUCCAGCAUUGCCCUGUGUUCAGCACUCAGAGGAGCUGUCAGUACUCUGCCCAACCUCGGGGACGUUAGUUCUCCAGAGUGUGAGAAGGAAGCUUAAUGACAAGACUCAUCUUCCUGGCAGCUCUAAAAAAAGGAGGGUGCUACAUUGUGCACUAAUGUUUACUGCUUCCUUCAAUGAUUAAAAUACCUCAGUACUGUCUGCAUAAUCCAGGGACACUGAAGGAUUCUCUCUAAUGAUGCAGAGCUACAAAUAAAAGAUCACGGUGCUUGACAAAGACCCAUCGUUGAGUGGGGCUCUAGUGCAGUCUGUUCGAGCCAGUAUUCCAUAAGCGACAUUUUCAAACUAUGUGAAGAUCCGUUUUAAGAUUUUUUCCUCUAUGAUGGAGAAGUAUGAAAAAAUUGGGAAAAUUGGCGAAGGAUCCUAUGGAGUUGUUUUCAAAUGCAGAAACAGGGACACGGGUCAGAUUGUAGCCAUCAAGAGAUUUCUGGAAUCAGAGGAUGACCCUGUCAUAAAGAAAAUCGCACUUCGAGAAAUCCGCAUGCUCAAGCAACUAAAGCACCCGAACCUCGUGAACCUUAUCGAAGUCUUCAGAAGGAAGCGGAAGCUUCACCUGGUAUUUGAGUACUGUGACCACACGGUUCUCCACGAGUUGGACAGACACCAAAGGGGGGUACCAGAACAUCUUGUGAAGAGCAUAACUUGGCAGACAUUGCAAGCUGUAAAUUUUUGCCAUAAACACGAUUGCAUACAUAGAGAUGUGAAGCCAGAAAAUAUCCUCAUCACAAAACAUUCAGUGAUUAAGCUCUGUGACUUUGGAUUUGCUCGGCUUUUGACUGGACCGAGUGACUACUACACAGACUACGUGGCCACCAGGUGGUACCGCUCCCCAGAACUCUUGGUGGGGGACACGCAGUAUGGCCCCCCAGUGGAUGUUUGGGCAGUUGGCUGUGUCUUUGCUGAGCUGCUGUCAGGGGUCCCUCUGUGGCCAGGAAAGUCAGAUGUGGAUCAGCUCUAUCUGAUCAGGAGGACCUUGGGAGAUCUUAUUCCUAGGCACCAACAAGUGUUUAGCACGAAUCAGUACUUCAGUGGGGUGAAAAUUCCAGACCCUGAAGAUAUGGAACCACUGGAAUUAAAAUUUCCAAACAUCUCUUAUCCUGCCCUGGGGCUCUUAAAGGGCUGUCUCCACAUGAAUCCUGCUGAGAGACUGACAUGUGAACAGCUGUUACAGCAUCCAUAUUUUGACAGCAUCAGAGAAAUGGGGGCUUCAGCCAAAGAGCUUGACGGACCGAUAAGGAAGACCCUAAGACAGAGCCGAAAGCACCUGCCUGGGUUGCAGGGCCUACCUCAGCUGACCAGCAGCAGCUUCCUUCCAGCUUUGGAUAAUAAGAAGUACUACUGGAAUAUGAAGAAACUGAACUACCAAUUUCCAAACAUUUAAGGAGCUUGGAGAUGGAUGAUGAAAAAGGAGUUAAUAAUUUGGAGAAAAUAAAAUGUAUACGUUUGCUUGAAAACAAUCAUGAUGUUGAAAGAACAUUAGGAGAAUACAUAAGUAAUAAACGUUGGGGGGGGUUAGGGGGAGGGGGGAGGCCACCUGGCAGAACAGAAAGGGAAAUUCCAGAGGCAGCCUUCCAGGCUUCACGAUGGUGAUCAGAACGGAAAGGAAAUACUUGUUUGGAUUUUCACUUGCAUUUUUGUUGUAUCUAAGUAGCUGAGCUAAAGGACAGAAAUAAAAACUGUACUUACUACCCCUAUCUCUGGCAAAAUUAGAAAUGUAAGAAGGAUUUAUGCUUCUAUUGUACCAUAUGCAACAAGUGAAAAAUGGAUUACAAAAUACCCAUAUGUAAUUCUUGCAGAGCUUUUGCCUUGAGUCCUAGCCCCUGCCUUUUCAGACUGUCUCAACAUCAUUUUUUUUUAGAUUUUUAUUUAUUUAUUCAUGAGAGACAGAGAGAGAGAGAGGCAGAGGGAGAAGCAGGCUCCCAAGGAGCAGGGAGCCCGAUGUGGGACUCGAUCACAGGACCCUGGGAUCAUGACCUGAGCCGAAGGCGGAUGCUUAACCAUCUGAGCCACCCAGGCGCCCUCAACAUCAUAUUUAAGAAGAGUUUUAGUUCCUGAAAUCAAAAUGCUUACAAUUCUAUUUCCUGCUUGCUCUAUCUCUAGCUUUUCAUAUUUUAAAACAUUUUUAGAAUAUUUGAGUUCAAAAUACUUAAAAUCAUGGAUUAUCGUUAACAGCAUGACUUGCUUGCAUAUUUAAUUAUGUUUAUAGACAUUUCUUACAUAUACUUUUGUCUUUACCUUUAGUAAAGGCUGCACCUUAGUCAUUUUUGCAGGCAAGAUGGGUUUACAUAACCCCUCUCCAGGUGACCCAGUUCCCCUUGCAAACCAUGGUGUGAAGCCUGGCAGCUGACCAAGGCUUGAAUCAAGGAGUAGAGCAAGACCUACAGGCUUCACGGGAACCGAGCCUAUCAGCCUGAAAGUAAUUAGUUCUUCAUUCUCUCCAGCUCCGCCUCAGACUUGGAGACAGAUCUACAGGCAGGACUAUCUAUAAUGAUCUGGGUUUUGGAAGAAAUUGCUUGUGGGUUUUUACUCGGACCAUAAAAGACAUUAGGUUGUAAACUGAGAUUGUCCCUGAAAUGCCUUUUAAUACUGUAUGUAUGUGUGUGUGUAUAUAUAUACACACAUACGUAUAAAUACCUACACGUGUGUGUGUGUAUACAUAUACUAUGCUAAGAACUGGUAACAACUCAGAAGAAAGGAGUCCAAAAUGAUACUGAGGAUUCCUAGCUUUGUCUCGUGAUACUUCAAAGGAUGACAUAUAAUCAGCUUGGACUUGGCCUGCCGCUCCUGUUCCAAACGCUUUCUCAUCCUCGUCCCUGAACACGGGGCAAGGUGAAGCUCAUGUCCACUGCCAGUUUCGGUUGAUAUGCUGCUGUGGCUUCCUCAGUGGUUCCCAGCCAUGCUCUUUGAAAUUGCAUUUUACGGUCUCUUCAAAACCUUCCUUCUGUGCUCUGGUAACUUCCUUCAUGACAGCAUUUGACUUUAUUCACUUACUCCUAAGUAACUCACCAAAUUCGGGAGUCUGUUCAAUAAUUUUCGCUACUCCAGCCAGUUGAAUGAUACCCUGAGGCUCCCGGAUGUAUGUAGCUUCUGGCGAAGAGCUGACAGGGGUUAAAUACUAGUCCCAGCAGUAUCUAGUUCUUCUCACGUGGCUUUGAUUCAAAUGACAAGGAAGGACAUCCCACUUCUGUUGACAUUUUCUGUUUUCCUUUUUAACCCAAAACCAUGCACUUGACAGGCAGAUGACUGUAACUGCCUAAUUCAUUCAGUAGUUCUAUAGAAAACCAUUCAGAAUACAAAAGUAGUUCUAGACUAAAUUGUGGUAAAUCCAUUGCCUCACCACACAAUAAUCAAACAAAUCUGAGAUGGAAGCGUUUUUUCUAAUGAGUUCUAUUAAAUGUGUACCAAUGCUUAAUUUAACCACAUCUGUAGUCCUUCAUUCAGCAUGGAUUCACCACUGUUUCACAUGAGACUGUUCUAUAUCCUAGUCUUGUUUUUUUUUUUAAUUUACUGUGUUCUGAUUUUAUAAUUGACAGUGGCAAUUCUAUUUGUAAAGAGUAUAUCAAUUAUGGCAUGUGCUAUUUACAUAAGCUGGCUUCUAAACACAACUAAAAUUCAUUUUUCUACCCAAAUGCUGCAUCAUACAGUGUUUAUUUUAAAAUUAUUUCUAGUCAAGGUUAUAGUUAAGAGCAUAAUGUUCAAACCAAACAUACAGAAAUCUACAAACAAGUUGGCAUAUAAUUAAUAGUAAUAGAACCAGGGGCAUUUCAAGGUAAAAAUAAAGAUCUGUUUUUAUCCA